AUGAUCGUGCGGGAGAGCCCCAAGGCCAAGGCCACGAACAACCCGCCGAACUGGCCGCCCAAGUCGCCCUACGAAGCGCUCCUGAGCUCCCCGUCUGGCCGCCGCAGGCACGAAGAGCGGCGCGCGCGCAACUCGGUGUCGCCCUCCCCAACGAAGCGCCGCCCUGUGUCGCUGCACCAGGUGCAAGACGACGGCGACACCACCGAAGACGAAGACGAGGAGACGCUCCAGCUCAAGCUGCAGUCGAUCGAGGCACGUCUCAAGCUCAAGCAAAAGCAACUGCAGAAAGCGCGCAAGGCUGAGCCAGAGAGCCGUGCAAUACCAACACGGCACAGAGCAGACCUGCCGCGACCAGAGGCAGACGUACAGGUGCCCGUCUCACCCACGCGAGCUCGCCUCAUCCUCGACGAACCACGAAGUCCUGCACGGGUGCUGCUUGGUAUCGACAAGGGCCUCAAGGCCUCCCAGGUCAGUCUUAAGCGUCCUGGCCAAAUUGGAGCAAGAAAUGGCCUCGCACGCGCCAAUACGACCGGUGCAGUAGGGACGCCCAAGAUCAAGUCGUUCAGCGAGCGCAUUGCCGAGAGCAGAAGCAAAGAGAAGCAGCGCGAGGAGAACGAGCAAAAGCACGAUGAGAGGAGGACUCGAGGGUUCGGUCUGAGCAGCAUUGCGGGACUUAAACGAGAACGGCCGACAUCAUCACGAGGCUCUUCAUUCACUUCAGCCACCUCAGAACCCCGGAGCUCGUUCACAGACAUGCCACCACCAGGUCCCAAAACUCACAGCAGAACACACAGUCGACUACUAGGCUCGCAAGAGAAUCCACCUACACCACGCCGAGGUUCAGUCCCUGAUGCACGUCCACCAUCAUCCGCGUCAAGACCGUCCCCCAGAGGUUUCCAGGCCACAGCAACUGCCUCCAAGUACGAAGAGAUUGUGCAGCGCAACGAUAGUUUCGACGCCCCCAGCUUCGAGUCGUUGUCUGGCUUACAUCUGAAGUCGCGGGAGAUGCAGCACAGUGCCGUCACUCGCACGUUGGAAGGCAAGACCGUUUUUACAAUACCGCAGCUGUUAAAAAAUGUCAAGGCGCCUGACUACGAUCCGCCAGACUGGGAGAACGACUACGUGGUUAUGGGCGUGAUAUGCUCCAAGUCUUCACCACGCGACACCCAAAACUCAGCCCGCGAUAACUCCAGAGGCAGUCAGGAACGUAAUGCAAACCAGCACGGCAAGUUCAUGGUCAUACGGCUGACGGACAUGAAAUGGGAGCUCGAUCUGUUCUUGUUCGACAGCGGUUAUGAACACUUCUGGAAGCUGCCCAUCGGCACGCUAGUCGCUAUCCUCAACCCAGACAUCAUGCCCCCAAAAGAUCGCACCAGUGGCAAGUUCUCGUUAAAGCUCACGAACUCUGACGAUACGGUACUUGAAAUUGGUCUUGCAAGAGAUUUGGACUUCUGUCAUGCAAAGAAAAAGGACGGCAGGGAAUGCGGCCAGUGGGUCGAUGGGCGGAAAACUGAGUUUUGCGAAUUCCAUCUACAACUACAAGUCGAAAAGAGCAAAAAAGGCCGCAUGGAAGUCAACGGUAUGGUUGGGUCAGGCGGUGGAGGCGGCAUGUUCGGUCGAAGAGGCCCAAACGGGUUCAAAGGCGACGAACUCCGCAAAGAGGGCAAGUACCACGACCGGUACCUACAUGAGACCAUGUUUAUUGCACCGCGACCGGGAGGUGCUGCGCGUGCGCUCGACAAAGAUGAUCAAGGUUUCGAGCGAGGCGGUAGUCGAGAAGAGCGUCAUCGCAGACAGCUUGCUGCGAAAGAAAAGGAACGGGAUCUAGCCAAGAGACUGGGGCAAAUGGGAGAGGGUACCACAGGCGGCGACUACCUCAAGCGCAGGAUUGAUCCUUCUACGGCUCUGCCGACUAAUUCGUCUCAAGAGUUGGCCAACGCAAGACAGAACAAGGCUAUAGAGAGCGACUUUCGCGGACUUCUCAACCGGAAGGCAGCCGACGUCUCUCUAAAUCGAAAAGCAAGCGGUUCCUUAGUACCAUCGAAACGGAAGCACUCGAAUGCAAGCAAGGCAACUGCUGCCAGUGCCAGCGAACCCAUUGGCUGGGGUGGGGCCUAUAGACGUGGCCUCGUCCUGUCACCACACAAGGCUCGCCCUCUCUCGCCAAGCAAAAGCCGUCCUGACUCUGCAAUGCGAGGUACGAGGGCCGGUAGCCCAGCAAAAAAGAAAGCACGCCUGCUGCUACCCGAGAAGGGCAUACGUGAGCCUGGUCGGGAGAGCCUGGGAGGUCUCGACAUUGGGCUCAUUGCAGCUAUGGACGACGAUGAUGAUGACUUGGAAGUGGUCUAA
Messenger RNA from Ascochyta rabiei, 2349 nucleotides. RefSeq lists its product as uncharacterized. Gene Ontology annotation, cellular component: replication fork protection complex; nucleus. Lineage: Eukaryota; Fungi; Ascomycota; Dothideomycetes; Pleosporales; Didymellaceae. The record is from RefSeq and is a predicted model, not a curated record. The coding region runs from base 1 to 2349 and encodes 782 amino acids. Gene Ontology annotation, molecular function: single-stranded DNA binding; DNA replication origin binding. The transcript is spliced from 2 exons. Gene Ontology annotation, biological process: DNA replication; DNA replication initiation.